Messenger RNA from Erigeron canadensis, 2487 nucleotides. RefSeq lists its product as uncharacterized. The transcript is spliced from 2 exons. Gene Ontology annotation, biological process: proteolysis. NCBI's taxonomy places the organism in Eukaryota, Viridiplantae, Streptophyta, Magnoliopsida, Asterales, Asteraceae. Bases 1 to 2487 code for a protein of 828 amino acids. The record is from RefSeq and is a predicted model, not a curated record. Gene Ontology annotation, molecular function: aspartic-type endopeptidase activity; nucleic acid binding; zinc ion binding.
AUGGUUAACACUCGUACUAACAGUCGACGUGAGAGAGCAGCUCCAAGCAAUGGCCAAACUGAUCAGAAUGGGGCUAGAAAUGGUGUUGAUCAAAGGCCCCCUCGAAGGCCAGUCCCGGGUGUACAACUCACUAGGUCAGAAAUUGAUCGGGCAAACCCAUUGAUCGAGCAGAUUCCUACCCGAGCUGAAAUGAAUGAAGAAUUGAGGGUCAUUCGAGCUCUUUUGUUGAGAAAUGAAGAAGAGUUGGCUCAAAUGAGAGCUGAAAAGGAAGCUAGCUUGCAUCGGGAUGAGCGUACUGAUGGAAACUAUUCCAACCGCUCAAACCGUGUUGAGCCAUCUGUUGUAAAGUCGUUGGUUGCUCCUGAAAAUGUUAUUGCUGAGCCGAAUGGUGGAGUGAAUGUAAUGGAGCCUCAAGUUGUGGUUGCUCCUCAUGUUAAUAAUUUUAAAUAUGAGAGCUUUAAGAAGUGUGGUGGUAAGGAGUUUGAUGGUACACUUGAUGCAGUGGGUGCUAUGGAAUGGCUUGCUGAUACUGAGGUGGUUUUUGCUUCAUGCUAUUGUCCAGAUAAUAUGAAAGUGUUAUGUGCUACUCGUAUGUUGACAAAGAAUGUUCGCAUCUGGUGGAGAUCGGCUAUUGUUUCAUUGAAUCCCGAGGUACUUGCUGCUAUGCGUUGGGGUACAUACAAGGAAAAGUUCAUGGAAGAAUAUGUGGGCACUCGUGAGAUGAGGUUGAUUGAGAAAGAAUUCAGAGCUUUGACCGCUAAGCCAGGUGCCAUAGGUGAGUAUGCCCGUUCAUUUACAGAAAAGCUUCAGUUUGUAGGUCGUAUGGUACCUAGAGAGAUUGAUCAGAUCAAAGCUUACUGUGAUGGCCUUCCUGCUAGCUAUCGUGGACUUUGUAGGCAACAUACUACGUUGUCUGCUGCUAUUAAGGAAUCUAAGAGAUUGGAUGAUGAUUUCAAGUCUGAAAAAGUGGUUGAUAAAGCUGAUGAUAAGAAGUCCGGAUUCAAGAGAAGGUUCAAUGGGUCUUCGAAUACUAAUAAGAAGUUUAAAAGUGGGUCUUCCUCGAAUAGAGAUAAGGAUAAGAAGAAGAAUAGUACAUGGUGUUCAACAUGUAAGUCAUAUCAUGAUGGUCCAUGUUCCGAAAAGACCAAGAGAUGUGAUAAGUGUGGUAACACAGGUCAUGCCACAGCUGUUUGCAAGGACAAGACUCGUUGCUGUAAGUGUAAAGAAACAGGUCAUUUAAUUGCUGAUUGUCCACAGAUGAAGAAUGAUGGUAAGAAUGUAGCUGCUCCAAAACCAAAAGUUCGUGCUCUUCAGAUGACAGUUGAAGCUACUAAGGACAACGAUGAGGUAGUAAGCGGUAUCUUUCUUGUUAAUUCAAAACCUGCUUCUGUUCUUUUUGAUUCGGGUGCAAAUAGGUCUUUUGUGUCUACACUGAUUGCUCCUAAGCUUGAAAGAGUUACUACUCCCCUUGAUUGUUCUAUAGAAGUAGAGGUUACUAACGGUACUAUUAGUGAUAUAUGUGAGGGUUACGAUGAUUGUUCUAUUGAAAUUGAAGGUCGUUCCUUUUUGGUUCAUUUAUUGCCUACUACUUUUGCUGGCUUUGAUAUAGUGAUAGGCAUGGACUGGUUGUAUCAAAAUGAUGCUACCAUUAUAUGUUCUCAAAAGAUCGUGCGUUUCUCUACUCUGGAUGGUAAAGUCAUUUCUGUUCAGAAGAAAGGGAGUAUAAAGAUCAUUAAUUUGAUGAAGGCUCUCAAUUGCAUUCUACAUGAUAAGAGUCACUACCUUGCCUAUGUUAUUGAUGCACGAAAGGAGAAGUCCCCUAUUCCUAAUGUUGAUGUAGUUUCUGAAUUUUCUGAUGUCUUUCCAGAUGAUCUUCCCGGUAUUCCUCCCGACCGAGAGGUCACUUUUCAGAUUGAUCUCGUACCCGGUGCUACUCCUGUUGCAAAAGCACCAUAUCGUUUAGCUCCUACGGAAAUGAAAGAGUUAAUGUCACAACUUCAAGAGCUACUUGACAAAGAUCGAUUUACGGUCUGGUUAUCAUCAAUUAAAAGUAAAAAGGAAGAUGUGGCCAAAAUAGCUUUUCGUACACGAUAUGGGCACUAUGAGUUUCUUGUUAUGCUAUUUGGGUUGACAAAUGCUCCUGCCGCUUUUAUGGAUUUAAUGAAUCGGGUGUGCCGCCCAUUCUUAGAUCAUUUUGUGAUUGUUUUUAUUGAUGAUAUCUUGAUUUUUUCUAAGUCAAAAGAAGAGCAUCGUGAGCACUUAAGAGCCGUUCUUGAGGUUCUUAGGGAGAAGAAGUUAUAUGCUAAAUUCUCAAAGUGCGAAUUUUGGCUUCGAGAAGUUCAAUUUCCCAGGCAUGUCAUCUCAUCUGAAGGUACUAAAGUUGAUCCCGCAAAGAUUGAAGCUGUCUCUAAAUGGGAACAUCCAAAGACACCUACGGAAAUCAAGAGUUUCCUUGGUUUAGCAGGCUAUUACCGAAGGUUCAUUUAA